Molecule: messenger RNA, 8319 nt
Organism: Micropterus salmoides (largemouth bass)
Lineage: Eukaryota; Metazoa; Chordata; Actinopteri; Centrarchiformes; Centrarchidae
Gene: slc25a14
Product: solute carrier family 25 member 14
Exons: 8
Coding region: 525-1511 (328 amino acids)
Biological process (GO): mitochondrial transport
Cellular component (GO): mitochondrial membrane
Source: RefSeq, a predicted model, not a curated record
AUGUAACGGUAACUACUUGCUAACUGUUAAACCUCGCUAGCAAGCGGGCUAGUAAUUUCUACAAGUGUUAUAAGCUGACUAGCCGUUAGCUUAGCAGGCAGGAGCCAUCUGUUACAAGGCAACCCGUCAGAAACAGUUGGGGCGGCCAUCUCUGUAAUUAAGACUAAAAACAAAAAAAGGUCGAUUUUUAGUUAUUAAAACUGUACAUCUUAACUAAAAGGAGGAUUUAUAUUUUGUUAAUUAAGCAGUGCUUCUGUUACCGAUAAUAAAAUAACUUCGUUUUAUUCUCGUGACACGGUUGUUGUCAACGAACUGACUGUACCUCAUAGUUUGCCCUUCCCGGCACAGCGGCCAAUCAAAGCCCUUAACAUUGUGAUUGACUGAUCUCGCAGCCAAUAGCAACCCUUCAACAAAUAUGAUGGCUCUGUCCGCGGUGUUCGGCGGAGCGGCGUCUCUUUCCGGCGCAGUAUGCUGGGAUGCUGAUGCUGAGGAGCCUCCUUAAACUGUAGCAUCGUUAGAGCUCAAUGUUUAUCGAUAUGUUGUAUUGCCUGAGGUUGCCGCACUGUGUUGACCUUUGUGUGUGCGGCCUGCUGUUGUUUCUUUUAGCGGGGCUGCAGCAGGUGGAAGCAGCAGCCGCCGCCGCCGCGGAGAUGGUCAGUCUGAACUGGAAGCCGUUCAUCUACGGAGGGAUGGCCUCGAUUGUCGCAGAAUUCGGGACAUUUCCCAUUGACCUGACAAAGACCCGGCUACAGGUUCAGGGUCAGUCUCAGUACACUGAAGUGCGCUACAGAGGCAUGUUCCACGCGCUCUUUAGGAUCGGCAAGGAGGAGGGCGUCCGGGCGCUCUACUCUGGGAUUUCUCCCGCUCUGUUGAGACAAGCUUCUUAUGGGACAAUCAAGAUAGGAACCUACAACUCUCUGAAGAGGCUGUUUGUGACUCAUCCAGAAGACGAGACCAUGGUCAUCAACGUCUUCUGUGGUGUCGUGUCUGGAGUCCUCUCCUCCUCUCUGGCCAACCCCACUGAUGUCCUCAAGAUCAGAAUGCAGGCGCAGGGCAGUCUUCUCCAAGGCAGCAUGAUGUCCAACUUCAUCAACAUCUACCAGACAGAGGGCACCAGAGGGCUGUGGAGAGGUGUCAUCCCCACAGCGCAGCGAGCAGCCAUUGUCGUCGGGGUGGAACUUCCUGUCUAUGACAUAACGAAGAAGCACCUCCUUCGCUCUGGCGUCAUGGGAGACACAAUUUUGACACAUUUCAUCUCAAGUUUCACGUGUGGCUUGGCCGGAGCGCUGGCCUCCAACCCUGUAGACGUGGUCCGGACCCGCAUGAUGAACCAGCGGGUUUCAUCGGGAAGCCCCAUGUACAAAGGAACGUUGGACGGAGUGAUGCAGACGUGGAAGAAUGAGGGCUUCUUCGCUCUCUAUAAAGGAUUCUGGCCUAACUGGCUGCGACUGGGACCUUGGAACAUCAUUUUCUUCAUCACCUUCGAGCAGCUGAAGAAGCUCCCGUUUUAACACGAGCACAAACUGGGACUUCGCUGGUCUGUCAGACUGUGUCGGGUGUAAAUGGGGUGUGAGCUCGGCAGCGCCUGGAGUUUUGACACCAGUAUAUUCGCACUCCCUUCAGAUUCAUCCCAGUGAUACAAUACGGUAUCAGUCAUCUGCUCAUGCAAAUCUUAGAUUGAUUUCUUUUUUCCUUUUUAUUUGCAAAGUGUUUUAUUUAUUGUCACUGGUUCUGUUUUCGUACUGUUUAAAGGACUGUUGCUUUGAUGAUUAGUCUCACCCUCAACCACCUUUGACACUCCCCCAGGCAGCUAAACGUUUGGUUGUAGGAGAAGACUGAAAGUUUGGGAGGCUAGAUUCAUUUCACUUGAGUUGAUGAGAAAGACGAGAGUUUAUCACCGUGGAAUCUUGAGAUGACAAUUGACGAUUGUUUGCUCAGGGUUCCUACACAGAUAUAGAAAAAAAAUGGGAUAAGAAUUUAUUAAUAAGCUAGGAAUUGCACAGUGCCAGCUCAGACAUGCAUGGCCACGCUAGGUUUUUGGAGUUUUGAGGAGAAAAGAAUAUGACAUUUUAAAAUCAAUCAGUGUGUAGAAACCGUGUAUGUUAAAUGCGUUGGCGCUGCAUGACGUGUGCUCGGAAAAUAAGUCGGAUUGAGCUGUUGACUGAUAAGGAAUUGCAUGGAAGACAACAAAACCGACUGUUAUAGGUAGCACAGAAUUCACACUGACAGAAAGGAGGAAAUAUUUCUCAACAACAGUUUUAAUCUUUUAAGUUGCCAUUCAACACACAAACUUUUGUCUGAAUUUAAAGCUGAGGAAAACUUUUUUUUUUUUCUAUUAUGAAUUGUUGUUUUUAGGAAAAGCAAUUACCAGAGACACAUUCAAACCCAAUCUCUGAACAUCUGUGAUCUUAAUGAGCCACUGAAGUUUAACUUGAAACAAUCAAAAAUCUGAACCAAAGCCUCUAAUGACAAAAGGAGGAGACACUUUCAACCAAAACAAAGUCUUUUAUUUUAAAGUUAAUCCAAAUCAGUGGGUUUUGUUCUGCAGUAUUAGGAGCUAAUAGAGUGCUAGCAGUCCAUAGUUUUAUUGUUAAGCCACGAGACAACAAUCCAGCACAUAAUGUAAAUCGCUCUACAGAAUAUAUCUCACAUGGAGGUGGAUCUAUAUUAUCUUGCGCAUGUCCAGGUGUUUUAUUUUGAUCUAAAGUCAUGGCAUGAAUAGAAAAGUGGCGACUGGUGUGGAUAAAAAGUGGAAAAGAGUCCCUCUGUGCCAAAAAGUCUUUCUACUAAACUGGGCUAAAUUUAUUUGCAGAUAAUUCUGAAAAAUGUUUCGUUUGCAGCAAAUGAGUAAAAUUUUGUUCACAGGAGAAACUCAGAAAGUAUCUGAAAGUCAGUGUAGUAUGUUGUUUUGAAUUUAUAACACAUUUGAAUAUUGUGGAUCACAUUCUGUAAACUCAAUGUAAAACAGAUCAAAUGUUGUUUAAUUAUUUUAUGGGGAUCCCAUACGUGUACAAUAUCUUAACAGUAAUCCUAACGCAUGCUACAAAUGAUUUGCAAAUACUAAUUGUCCCUUGUUUGACUUGCACAGUCCACGCCAGGUGACCUCAGUCUUUCAUCCACCUGCAUCACCAAAACUUUUCUUUAUGUCAUCAAAUAUUAUUAUAUUUUCAACCUAUUUUUUGUCAUUUUUAUUUGUUUCAAAAGCUGAUUGUUAUUAUUUUCUCAACUUUUGCUGCUUUCAUCUACAUAUACAGUAGGUUUUUCCUUAGCCUGCUUCUCCUUUUUCUGAUUAAAAACGCAUGUCCUUUUGCCCCGAAAUGCAUCAGCUAUCCUCACAGCUGCAAAGAUCUCACAAACGGUCUUUGACCCUGAUUGCGGAGUCCAAAAUCAAACCAUCAAUGUUUCCAAAUGUAAACCCAAUAUCUCGAGCGUCACCAAAGUGGGUAAAAUAUGUAUCUGUAAGGAGUUCAUUAACUUCGCACACUUGAUUUUAGAGUUUGUUGGGAACUUGUGCUGAAGAGUGGAGCAGGUUCGAGAGGCCACGCAGUUUUGAGUGUGUGUUGAAGUCCUAUGGCUGGACUCCUGAGAACAGUACGUUGGAAAACGUUUAUGUCAGGUGUUGAUGUAAAGAUAUUUUAGUCCUGGAGUUGUCGGAGAGUUGCACUGUUACAGCCUCACGCUUUUACAAAUAAUGGUACUCGGUCAUAAUGUUGCUCCUCUGCCUACGCUGAUGCCUCAUUACCAUAUUGAGUGUGUGGGUUUUGCGUUUUUAUUUUAGUUACUGUCUACAGAUUAUAGUUCUCAGUAUUUAAGUUAAGGUUUAAAAACAAGUUUCAAAACAUUUCAGUGCGUUUGAGAGGAGAUGUGUUACCUCAGCAGUCGUGCUUUCCUGAGCCAUUUAGCAAGUUAUUCAUAGUACUGUGUGUCACAAUAUAAACCACUGCGACCUGUGAUUCAUCCAUAAAUUCAUCUGGAUUCUGAUCAGGUUUAUUUGAAGUUUAACCACCUUGAUGAGUAACCAUUUAGUGUCAGUAGAGUUGUGAAUGAGUUUAAGUCGGGUUAUAGAUAUUCAGUGUGUGAGCGUAGAGUUAAUCUGAGAUUGACUUGUUCAGCCUAUUAAAGGGUAACUUCUGUAUUUUUUCAACCUGGACCUUAUUUUCCCGUCGUUUUUGUGUCUAUUGGUCGAGUAAUAAGCGAGCACGUUGCAGUCGGCAGCAGCGAAACAGCUGCAAUGUAAUCCUUGCAGGCAACUGCGCCACGUCAAAGUACAUCCUCUAAAGUGCUUGUUUUUGCCACGGAAAGGCUCAGAUUGUAUUAAUAAGUGUCUGACAACAUUGUGGAAAGAAUUCCUACAGAGAUAGACCUUCUAAGAUCAUUUAUGUUUAACCAAAAACAGCUACUAUAUGACAGUAAUUUUGUAGAAUACAGGAGUUGCUGUCGCCGCAUCAGUCGGUUAGUUUGAUUGUGUUAUUGCGUGAGGUCCCGAUCAGACAGAAAGCGUUUUGCAGGUUUGAAAACGCAAGGUGCCUUUUUUUUUUUUUGGUUGAAUUUUUUAUGUUGCUAGGCAAUCGAAUCAAAGAUUAUAGCGCCAGCGAUCUGUAAUCUUUGGUUUGCUGCUAAGUAAUAACUCAUAUUAUUAUAUUAGCAGAAACUUGAUCACAACUCACAAGGGGCGCUUGCUCUGGCAUUGUUUGAGGGUGAGAGGUGUACAAACACGCAGGAGACGGGGAAACGGAGAUCCGUGUGGGUACAUUAGACCCUCAGAAAGAGGAGACACCACUGGUCGGACCACCAGCUGGUCCAGGAGCUUCGUCUCAAUGAUGGUCGGUUCAAGGCUUAUUUUAGGAUGACUCGGGGACAGUUUGCGCUACUUCUAAAACGCAAGGCGCAGAACGCUCACUGCCAAUAGAAUACAAUUUAAAAUACGCCCCUCUCAUUGCAAAAAACUCAUUCUGUCUGAUGCUGUCUGUUUUUGUUUAUUUAAAAAGUUAAAAACAACAUAGUCACACAAUAACACAAACUAUCCGAUCGAGGCAGCAGUUUACCAAAACGGGAAAAGUACUAUUUUUGUCAAGGGUGUCCAGGUGGCUUUGAUAAGAGCGAUGCAGCGGCUGUUUCUGGUUAAACAAAAAGGAUCUUACCCUUUUAAAAAAAAAAAAAAAAAAGAUCUAUCUCUGUAGGAAUUCUUUCCAUAAUGUUGUCAGACACUUUUAAAAACAAUCUGAGUCUGUCGGUGGCAAAAACAAGCGCUUUAGAGGAUGGACUUUGACGGGGCUCAAUUGCCCUGUUUCACUGCCGCCUACUUCAGCGUGCUCGCUUAAUACUCAACCAAUAACAGAAGUUACCCAUUAAGCUAGAUUGAGAAGAGGCAGCAGAGAAACACAAGAAUCUAAAUUGUUAAUCAAGCUGGUUUUAAACGUUUUUUUGCUACCCAAAAACUCACUUGAUGCGCGCCUUUGCACAUUGUUGUGAAUGUAAAUGCUGCUGUGAUACCUGGUCUGGUAAGUUGUUAAGACCAGUGUGUUGUGUUAGGAAGCUCAGCACAGCAAGUGGCAGCAUAUCUCAAGUUGUAUUUUUAGUAAUUUGGGCGGACUGACAUCAGUUUAUUGCAUGUUCACGUUCUUUUUAGUGUUACACAAACUGUCCAGCCUUUAAAACGUCAUGUAUGUCUGUGAUUGUGUAGUAAAAAGUUGUAGUUUUGGCAAAAUUAUUCUAGGACCAUAUUUGGGAAUCUUACGUUUUAAGCCUUUUCAGAGUUUCAUCUAUUUUAUAAUUAUUUUAAAGACUUUUUUUUUAAUGUUAAUCUGAAUUGACUUUAAAACGAUUCAUGUAUUUGUUAUUUAACUCUGUUCUGUGGACCUGGGAACAGUUCAGAGGAUGAUGCGGCCCGUUCCCGCUUGAAUCGACAACAUUAACAACUCUUCAGUUUUUUGCCAGAUAAUUCAUUCCCAUCAACACCAGGAGAUCCCUUUUAAAACUUUCCAACCCUGUUUCAGCUCUGACCAUACAGCGCAUCGUGUGCUCUGUUUCACCUGUAACCACACCCAACAGUGAUGUCACAGGGUCCCUGAGUUAACCUGUACAUCACAGCAGCAAGAUCAGAAGUUAAAUUACUGAAGAUUUUACUGAAGAAAACUAAAUGAAUGUACUGUGUUUAAAGCAGAGCGGCUAGGAUUUUUUUUUGACAACAGCGAUUUAAAAUUAUUCUUAAAGGAACAGCUCAACAAAUUGGGAAGUGGGAAAUGUGCCUAAAAACGUGAUUUUACGGGGAGUGAUGUGCUGUAACAGUUUCUUGGUGAACAACAGUGACUUCCCUUGAAGUGCUAGUCGUCAAGAAGUAGUUAAAGCGCAUAACUCCAAAACCACAAAUUGACUGUACGAGAAAAUGAUUCAGCAAAAUGUAUCAGCUGUAUUAAAAAGUAUUUGGCCAACGGUGCAAAUAUGCGGGUCACUGAAGUUGAACUUGACCAGAAACAUUUGCACAGAUUUACGUCACCCCCUCCUAGCAAAUCCACUAAUUGUACCGAUUCCAUUGGAAUUAAUUCAAAUUGCCACAAAAUUUAUUCUCAUACCGGCAUCGAUUUUUAUAAGAACACGAUUCACUAUUUCAUUGAUGAAGGAAUCUCUUGUGUUGUCUGAUUUUUUUUUUUUUGCAGAAACCUUGACGAGCAUAUUUUAACUUCACUUAGAACAAGUUGUCCAUUUCACACACCAGCUGUGUGUAAAAUGUGUCGGCAGCUAAUAAAACAGACUAGCUUUGAGCUAGUUCAUUCUUAACCUUGGGAGAAGUAGUUUGCCAAUAUAAUCUGAACUAAAGGUCCACUUACUUGCUUUUUAUAAACCAACCGCAGCUCAGCUCCGUUAUAUGAAACUUCGGUCACGUGACACCAGGAGGUCGUACAGCACAUGUUUAAAGAUGAUCUUUGGCGUUGGAUGUGAAAGCCCAGCUUGAUCUUGGUCUAUAACCUUUCUAGUCUCUGCUGUGACCGGUUGUGGCGUGAUUUUGACAGACAGCUGAUGUUGUCUGUCUCUUGAGUUCAUUCGGUCUCUCGUCCAGGUUCCGGUCUUCAGGGUGUACCAGCAGAGAUCUCAAGCUGUGGAAUAGUUUGUGGUAAGUGCCGAGUUCUUGUAACUUGAGGACUGCGGCUAGACGUUCAGCCACGUAAGGGAGUCCUACUGUCUUGUCCUGUCAGGUCUGGAUUAUCCGUUUGUUGACAGUCUUUCUCAGCAGACCGGACAAGGUUGUGAAGUGGACUUUGAGUCAAGGAUUGGCUUUGACACAAAUCUGAAUGAUCGUCAGUGUCACAGUGAUUGUUGAACUCUGACGAGCCUUGUGCUCAUAAUUGUGAAGCGAUUUAUCUUGUGAGAGAGAGCUUGUGUUUGAUGGAAGGAAAGAAGUCAGAAAAUAGUUUCCUCCACAAGAGAACCUCUACAAAAUGUUUUUCUGGUGUGCCAUGAUCAGAUUUUUUUUUUUUUUUUAAAGGUUUCACAACUUUUAAACAUGUUAAAUCUGUAAACUUCUCUCUCGCUUGUAGUAAAUUGUGGUUUUAUUUUGCUUUUCAUUUGCUUGUUUUGACUCACUAUAAAACAUUUCAUAUUUUACACAAGCUAAACACCCACUUUCCCUUCAGACGUCUAAUCCCUUUCCUAGCAAUCUGUUCAUCUACCUGUGACUGAAUCAAGUCUGUUUGGUUUGCCUGUCUCAUGUUGAACAAAACUAAAACACAGUUGCACUUAUCAAAUUAAGAAGAUAUUGGCCAUUAAUUUAGUAUUGGAUUUUGGCUUGUUGGCAUCAUUCCUCCUGAUCACAGCCUGGAAACCUGCGAGGAAAUUGUUUUUCUGGAUAUUUAGUUUAUUGGUUUGUUCAGUGACACUUCUUUUAAAAUGAAUGAAUUUUUUAUUUAUAUUUGUUUCAUUUAAAGGCCAAAUAGUUGUGCAUCUUCUAACAAACAGAGGAGAUUUAUUCAUGUCCCACUUCUGUCAAGAUGCUUUAGUUCAGAGGCAUCAGUCAAAAUGUUUUGUCAUUCUGAUUUUAAUAUACUUUGAGUGUGGAAACUGUUAUUAAUGGACAAAUCUACACCUGUGUGGCCGUCUGACAGGAGAAGAAAAUAUAAAAAUAAAUAUUUUUGUAAAUUUUCUCUUCACUUCCACUUGUUAUUUGCACUUUGCUGUAUUGUUGCCGUCUAUAACCUUUAUGCUUGAUCACUGGAUGAAUUUCUAUAGUGGAAGAUUUAAGAUUUUUUUGUUAUUUUUCUUUGACUGAUUGGGGUUGGCUUUAUACAAAUUCAAUGUUCACUCAAAUAAAAUAUAUGCUGUGAU